Gossypium raimondii (Peruvian cotton) is the source of this 1152-nucleotide messenger RNA. RefSeq names its product 14-3-3-like protein. NCBI's taxonomy places the organism in Eukaryota, Viridiplantae, Streptophyta, Magnoliopsida, Malvales, Malvaceae. The transcript is spliced from 4 exons. Bases 92 to 877 code for a protein of 261 amino acids. The record is from RefSeq and is a predicted model, not a curated record. Gene Ontology annotation, cellular component: cytoplasm. Gene Ontology annotation, biological process: signal transduction.
UUGCUUUCCCUUCUCCAAAACACAACCUCUCAAAUCCCUCUGAAAAAUCCUCUCAGAUUUUCUUUCCAUCCCAACAUCCCCCAAAAUCACCAUGGCCGCUACUUCACCACGUGAGGAAAAUGUCUACAAGGCGAAACUCGCCGAGCAAGCCGAGCGCUACGAGGAGAUGGUUAAGUUCAUGGAAACCGUCGUUUCCUCCGUCGUUGCUCCCGACGAACUCACCGUCGAGGAACGGAAUCUCCUCUCCGUUGCCUACAAGAACGUGAUCGGCGCCCGCCGUGCUUCCUGGAGGAUUGUUUCUUCCAUCGAGCAGAAAGAGGAAGGACGUGGCAACGCCGAUCACGUCUCCAUCAUUCGUGAGUACAGGGCCAAGAUCGAGGCUGAGUUGUCUGAGAUUUGUGCCGGAAUUUUGAAGCUUCUCGAAGAGAAGCUCGUUCCGGCUGCCGGGAACGGGGAUUCCAAGGUCUUUUAUCUGAAGAUGAAGGGAGAUUACCAUAGGUACUUGGCUGAGUUCAAGACUGGUGAUGACCGGAAAGCCGCUGCUGAGAAUACGCUCUCUGCGUAUAAAUCUGCUCAGGACAUUGCAGUUUCCGAGCUCGCUCCAACUCAUCCUAUUCGUUUGGGAUUAGCUCUGAACUUUUCUGUCUUCUACUAUGAGAUCUUGAAUUCUCCGGACCGCGCUUGCAGUCUUGCAAAACAGGCUUUUGACGAAGCCAUCUCGGAGCUUGAUACUCUCGGAGAGGAUUCAUACAAAGACAGCACUCUGAUAAUGCAACUUCUUCGUGAUAACCUUACUUUGUGGACCUCGGAUAUGCAGGAGGAUGGAACCGAUGAAAUCAAAGAAGCCUCCAAACCUGAGGAUGAGAAACAACAGUAAAAUCCCUAAUCUUCGAGUUAGUAUUUUACUUCUCUGGUUGUUUUUGUAUGGAGAAGUUGAUUGGUCCCACUAUCCCUUCAGUUUGCCUUAUAUUUUAAAAAAAAAAAACUUGAAAAUACUGCUAAAAGUUUCUUGGUAUUUCACUAUAUAUAUAUAUUUAGUUGAAGCUUUCUAAUUAUAGUGGGGCAUUGUGCACUAUUUUCCUAAUUGUUUACUUCACAAUAAUGGAACUGAUGAUUUGAGAUAUUUUUCUAAGCUUAAUGAUUUUGAUACUA